UCCAGUCUGAUCGCCGAUCGUCUGGCAGAAAUAGGACUUAAAAGAAGCGAGAUAUCGACACAAGCGUUAAAAAAACCCUCCUCUCGUCGCUUUAACUUAACACUGACAAAAACAACAAAAUGAAAGCAAUAAGCCCAGUGCGAUCCUUCCGGAAAAGCAACGCGAAUCUAUCAGAGCACUCCUUGGGAAUCUCUCGGAGCAAGACCCCGGUGGAUGACCCGCUCAGCCUGCUGUACAACAUGAACGACUGCUACUCCAAGCUGAAGGAGCUGGUGCCGAGCAUCCCCCAGAACAAGAACGUCAGCAAGAUGGAAAUCCUGCAGCAUGUCAUCGACUACAUCCUGGACCUGCAGAUCGCGCUGGACUCCAGUGUCGCACUAACCAGCCUGCAUCACCCUACGCGGCCGGGGCAGACUCCAUCCAGGACCCCUCUGACCACCCUCAACACAGAUAUCAGCAUCCUGUCAUUACAGUCCCCGGAGUUGCCAUCAGAGCUGAUGACAGAUGACAGCCGGACUCUGCAUCGUUAAAGCGGUGUUUGGUCAAGAAGCAAAACACACACACACACAUACACACGUACAGGACCUGGGGAGCAGGACUUUCCCCCCUUCUCUCUCUCCAAAACCCCUCCAAGCCUCUGUCCUCCAGGCCUGGAUUUUUUUUUUCUUUUUUUGACUUUUCUGACGCUGAAAUCAAGAGACUUUUUUUUUUUUUUGCUUAUAAUGGGACAAUCUUAUGUGAUGUGUUUUCUGUUUGGACACUUCAUUAUUAUUUAACUUAAGACUUUUUUAUUAUUAUUUGUGGGUCCUUUCUGGAAAAUGGAAGGCGCGUUAUAUUCCCGACAGCGGGAGGAAAAACGAGAUUAUUGUCACAAGGAUUAUUCCCUCCCCCUGUCCUCUCCUCACGCCCCCCCUUGUCUCUCUCUCUCCUCGUUGAAGUCUUCGCUUUUUUGCGGAGGUGGGAACGUGAAUAGAACAGACAACUUUGGUUAGUUACUGUAAAAAGUUUAGUCUUGUCUUGUCAGAAUUGUUGGCACAUGAAGGACUGGACGUUGUUUAAAGAGGAAAAAAAAACGUUGAAAUGAAAGAAUGAAACCUUGUGAACUCCCAGUCGGGAGUUUAUCUUGUAUAGUUGCAGGAAUUUGACACUUCUGCAAAAGUGUAAUGUUGUACUUAAUUAUGCUGAAACUUUUUAUAAAAGUAAUGUAAAUUGUACCUUUUUAUACAAAAUAAAUCAAAAACGCAAGCUGAA
Amphiprion ocellaris (clown anemonefish) is the source of this 1251-nucleotide messenger RNA. RefSeq names its product inhibitor of DNA binding 2a (gene id2a). Gene Ontology annotation, molecular function: transcription regulator activity; protein dimerization activity. Gene Ontology annotation, cellular component: nucleus; cytoplasm. The transcript has 3 exons. The record is from RefSeq and is a predicted model, not a curated record. Gene Ontology annotation, biological process: cell differentiation; circadian regulation of gene expression; negative regulation of transcription by RNA polymerase II. Lineage: Eukaryota; Metazoa; Chordata; Actinopteri; Pomacentridae. The coding region runs from base 120 to 530 and encodes 136 amino acids.